UCACCGCUACUGCAGACAAGAAAAGAAAGAGAGAAAGCCAGCGCGAGAGAAGAGGAGGAGGGCCGCUGUCUCGCGCCGUCACUGUCACGCCUUGUUGUCGCAGCUAUGGAGACCGCCACCGUUGUUGGAAUCGCUAACUGAGGAGAAAGGGAGAGCGACGCUGAGAGAGAUUGACGGAAGCCAGUGAAGCGUGUGAGAGAAGGGGAGCCGAUUUCCGUCACCGCCACCGCACCCAGUCGCCACCGGUGGAGCUCGCUGUCCCUGGAGGUGAAUCGGUGUCGCGUCCUUGCUGCCAGGGCCACCAGCGCUACUGCUACUCCUCAAAUUCGGCCUCCUUUCCUUUGGGGGUUUCUGCCGCAAAUUCCACCCCCAACAUCACCAUCCUUCUUGUAUUCAUCAUUUCUUUGCUUCAUCCAAUAUUUUCGGUAUUAUGGACAUAUCUUUGUUAAAUGUGCUCUCCAAUGGCAUAUCCUCAUUUUUGCAUCCAUCAUUUUCAGAAUUGACCAAAAAAAAGUUGUAUCAAAUUUAACAUGUGCUUGAGGAUGACCCUAGAUAUUGGCAAGUGAUGUCAUCUGCACUCUCAGUUGGUUGGCUUGAUAUUGUGGUGAAAAUGUUGCGGUUGCAUGGAUCUUAUCAACUAGAUCAGCUUAGUAAUCGUGAGUUAGAGAAUGGGCUUGUGGAGGCAGUUGCUGUUCUUAUUUCCAAAAUGCUCCGCCUAUGUCAUGAAUCUACCAAUGGAAAAUUAGGUGAACUCUUUAAAUCCAAGCCUGACUUCAUCAAGGUAAAGUUUGCAAUCCAAUACAUGCGAAGAGCAAUUCAAAAGCUUUUGGGUUGCACUGAAGAAAAUCUAGAAGAAGGGAAAGGGUGCUGCCUAAUUGUUCUAUUCUCAUACUUGGAUUUUGGAUGAGAUGGAAUGAGUCUUAUAAUGACUUUAGUUAUCUACAUGUAAUAUUUUGAUGUCUUGUGUACUUUUUGAAACGAGA
Arachis duranensis is the source of this 983-nucleotide messenger RNA. Its product is annotated as nuclear pore complex protein NUP85-like. The record is from RefSeq and is a predicted model, not a curated record. The transcript has 6 exons. Lineage: Eukaryota; Viridiplantae; Streptophyta; Magnoliopsida; Fabales; Fabaceae. The coding region runs from base 566 to 907 and encodes 113 amino acids.